Periconia digitata is the source of this 2611-nucleotide messenger RNA. The record is from the annotation of a GenBank genome assembly. Lineage: Eukaryota; Fungi; Ascomycota; Dothideomycetes; Pleosporales; Periconiaceae.
UUCGAAAGGUAGGCAUCAACUGCCAACAGCCUGGAAGAUACCAAUCAUUGCUCACUGCAAGACAAUAACAGGGAAGCGAGACAACUGCUCAAUGGCGAAUGUCGAUCAUGUCGUCUUUGUUGUCGACGGUUUUACAUGCUCCGAAACCGCCAUUUCGAAAGCAAUUGCCCAGAUCCCAGCCAUCAGAAACUUCCACUUUGACAUUCUGCUCGCAAGGCUCCACGUCGAACUUGAUGUGAACCUGUACUCGGUGGAGGAGAUUGCAGGAAAGCUCAAGGCCGCGACUGGUUAUAAUUUCCAGGAGCUUGAUAUCCCUCAAGGACCUAUUCUUGAUCUCCUAGUUAACGAUGUCGUUGAGUUCUGUAACGCUCACAGGCCCAAAGGUGUUAUCGAUAUAGAGCCGACUCACAAUCCCACUUGCAGAAGCCAGCGAAUCGUUCGAAUUCACUACAAUGCUCGAGUAAUCGGGGCCCGCGACCUCAUGGCAUAUUACACGGCACUUCUUCCAGCCCUCAAAAUACAAGUGGCCCCAACAGCUACAUGUCUUGCUGCCGCCAAUUACAGAAAGCGGCUUUGCCGAUCAUCUAUUCUCAGUUUUUAUGUCUGUUCGUUCUCUGUUCCGGCGUAUUCUUUAUACAGAGCUUCCGCAGAGCACGGCAACAUGAGCUUCGCGCACGUGGCGCUUGGUUUCACAUCGGCACUACAAAUCCUGGUAUUGCUGGAAAUCUUCUCGGGUGCUUUCAGAUCACUAGUCUAUUCAACAACAGCCUCAAUGGACAUCCUACUUGCGCUCAGCAUCACGGUCGUGUACGCCAAUGAUCUUUUGUAUUAUGUUUCUAGACUUCGACACUAUUCCUUUCAACCCUUCUAUUACUUUCCGAUAUAUCCCUCGACUGUCGGGCUAAUUUUCCUUGGUCGAUUCUUGAGCAACUUAGCUGGCUACAACGCGACAGCACCGGCAUCUCUCAGUUCGCUACAGGUAGACCAGGUCCGACGAAUAAAUAGUCCAGACACAGCACACAAUACUCAAACAAUGCCAGUUCAACUCUUGCAAUACGGGGAUCAUUUCGUUAUACCCCCAUACACGCGCAUAGCCACAGAUGGCAGGGUUGUGGCUGGCGGUUCAGAAGUGAGCGAGCUCAUGAUCAAUGGCGAGGAUGUUCCCGCCGCCAAAGGUCAUGGCUCGAUGGUCUAUGCGGGGACAUUGAAUAAAAGUGGUGAGCUAGUUGUAAAACUAUCAGCUUUGCCUUGCGAAAAUAUGAUCAGCAGGAUGACAGGCAUAACGGAGAAUGCCAUGCUGGGCAAGCUCAAAUUACAAGUCGUGGCUGAACGGCUCACUGCUGCGUUUGUUCCAUUCAUUGCAUUCGUCGGGGUUGCCACUUCCGUUGGCUGGACGAUUGUACUACGGUACUACGAUCAUCAAAGCUGGAUCAAUGCUGCAGUCAGAGCCGCUAUCACAGGUGUUUCAACUGUCUUAAUAGCCUGUCCAUAUCCUAUUGCUCUAGCAGUUCCGAUCAUUAAUUUGGUGACCGGCCACAUUUGUGCCAAACAUGGGAUUUACUUCAGGAACGCGCAAAAGCUUCAAGUGGCCAAUAAUGUCACCGAUAUUGUGUUCAGCAAGACUGGUGUCUUGACAUGCGGUACUCUUACCGUCGUCAAGGCGGAUUUUCAUGAUAACAACAUUGAAGAAACCAGCCGAAUCCUCUGCGGGCUCUUCCACGACGUUCAAAGUCCUGUCGCUCUAGCCGUGGUGGAAUGGCUCAGGAAAGAGAUGCCGGAGAACAAAGCCCCAAGACCAAUCGAGUUCAUCGACGUGAAAGAAGUCUCUAGGAGAGGCAUAGAAGCGACUUGCUCCAAAAGCGCUUCAAGAGUUCGUAUCGGCAGCCCGCAAUGGCUGGGCAUCGAAGAAAUAGAAUCAGGUCAUACGAUUAUUUGCGUGGAGAUCUCGGGAAUCCAUGCUGCAACUUUCCGCCUCGAGGAUAAAAUUCGAAGGACUGCAGGGCCUAUUGUCAAGCGCCUCCAGGAACGCGGCAUCAAUGUACACUUGACCAGCAGCGGUAACAAAGGUGCAACCAACGCGGUGGCUUUUGCAUUAGGGCUCCCACAGUCGACCACCCAUCACAGCUUCUCACCUAACCAAAAACGCGGUUAUAUCCGGGGCCUCCAAAAACAAGGGAGAACAGUCAUUUUCAUAGGAGCCGGUGCCACAAAUGAUGUAUGCUUUGACCAAGCUGACAUUGCUGUUCGUAUCAGUCACAAUUAUUUCACCACGAUCACCACACACGACAAGUUUGAGAUUGCGAAGGCUGCCGACGUAAUACUCGUCAAUCCAUCGAAGCUUCAUGGCAUCAUGAUCUUUCUGGAUAUAUGUGCUUCCGCAAAUCGCCAUAUCAACUUCAACUUCGUAUGGUCGGGCGUCUACAAUGUUGUGGCUAUUCCUCUGGCCGCAACCGCUCUGAGCAAGUUCAUACUCUUGCCUCAGCUGUCCGCUUUCGUCGGCCUUUUGGCCAUGCUGCCAGUAUUCUUCGCCGGUCUCUUGAUGAGAAGUGUCGGUUUUGGAAAAAGGUAUAGACAGGAGGAGUGGGAGGCCUCACAGGAGGGGGGUGAGUAG